AUGGAGAAGGAUGUGAGAGAUCAGCAACUCGUGUCAUUAUCCCAAGACAGGGAGGGGCUGAUGCAGCAAUUGGCAAGAAAUGAAACAGCAAUGGAUGAUUUCCACCGAGGAAUAGAACAGAGUCCGUUGAUGGAGCGCAAUGAAUUAAUCCGCGAGGUUUUAUUGAUGGAAUAUCGAAUUGGCAACUUGGAAAUCGACAAGAUGCAACUGCAAACAUUGCGGGAGUUGCAAACAAAUGGGAGUGAUGGUCAAUACGGCAACAAUGAUGGCCCCCAACCUCAAACGUCUGGCCGAGACAAUGAUCGUGUUCGUCUGCCGAAGAUUAAGACGAGUAGAGGAUUCUUCGAGGAGCUUCGAGAGCAUCUGUACCCGAGUCGGUCCAAUAGCAAUCGUGACAAACAUCAAGAAGUCGCGCACAAGGUUUCAGUGUCUCCUGUGACCAGCAACAAACAUUGGGGCAUACACCUGAACAACGCUUCACUCCCCUACAUUCGUCGGAAGAAGAAGAAUCCCAUACCACUGUACGUUCAGCCAAGCACAUCCGGCAGUCUUGCUGAAGUUUCAGCACUGGGAAGAACUCCGCCCGCGAAAUCACUAGCCGAACCUUACCUCAAAUCGCUCAAAAAGCGGCACAAGCCUCGUGGUAAGCAUAGUAAGAAUGCGCAACUGAAGUAA
Messenger RNA from Phytophthora infestans T30-4, 675 nucleotides. RefSeq lists its product as uncharacterized. The transcript is spliced from 2 exons. NCBI's taxonomy places the organism in Eukaryota, Oomycota, Peronosporomycetes, Peronosporales, Peronosporaceae. The coding region runs from base 1 to 675 and encodes 224 amino acids. The record is from RefSeq and is a predicted model, not a curated record.